GCGGGGGGGCGGGCCGAGGGUUCAGGACUUCGGAUUGCGCUGACCCUAGGGAUUUAGAGGCUGGAGACCUGUACCUGUGUUUUCCAGGAAAGUGACUUAAUAGAUGAUCUCCAAGAUCCCGUCUGCCUCCAAAUUUUUAUCAGUUCAAGUUAAGGAAAUUGGGGAAGGGGCAGGAGACUCUGCUCUCUGUUUUGUAGUCAACUGGGUAUGAAAAAACCCAUCCACAAUCCCCUUGGGCCUAGGACUGUAUCUUCCUUAAAUCCUUUUGCUGAGAAUCUACUUCAGAUCUGAAAAGGGCCAGAGGAAUGGAGGAAUGAGGAUGGGGGUCUAGCAGGGGCUUUAUGACAAAGCACAGCUCCUCUGUUCCUGGGCCCAGGGCAGAUAGCCCUCACGAGCUCUCCUCACUUGUCCCCUCUAUUGGGUUUGUGCAUGUGUUGGGGAGAUGGGCUGCAGAAGUCUUUUCUUUUUAUAGUAAUUACUGCAACUGGUGGAGGAGGAGUCUGGGGGUGGCUGAUGGGCUUUUAGCUGCCCCCCCCCACCUUCUCAGGGAAUGGUCUGUGCCCAUUGGAAGGGGGCAGAUUGUAGGAGAGCAGAUGGCCACCCUCAGCUUCCAGUGUCUGCCCAGAUGGCUGCCCCCCCAUAUCUAUGCCAUGCUCAGGAUAUGGGGGAACGGAGGUUUCCAGGCCUUGGGAGCCCAGAAUCCUAUUCCAUUGCUGGCAGUGAGGGGAGUAUCUCAGCUUCAGCUGCUUCGGGUCUGGCUGCCCUCUCUGGCCCCAGCUCUGGCCUCAGCUCUGGCCCCUGUUCCCCGGGCCCCCCAGGGCCAGUCAGUGGCCUGAGAAGAUGGUUGGGUCAUUCCAAACAUUGUCUCAGUGUGGAAACUGAGGCAGACGGUGGCCAGGCUGGACCAUAUGAGAACUGGAUGCUGGAACCAGCUCUAGCCACUGGAGAGGAGCUGCCAGAACUGACCCUGCUGACCACAUUGUUGGAGGGCCCUGGAGAUAAGACACAGCCACCUGAGGAGGAGACCCUAUCCCAGGCCCCUGAGAGUGAGGAGGAACAGAAGAAGAAGGCUCUGGAAAGGAGUAUGUAUGUCUUGAGUGAGCUGGUAGAGACAGAGAAAAUGUAUGUGGACGACUUGGGGCAGAUUGUGGAGGGUUACAUGGCCACCAUGGCCGCUCAGGGGGUCCCAGAGAGUCUUCGAGGCCGUGACAGGAUUGUGUUUGGGAACAUCCAGCAAAUCUAUGAGUGGCAUCGAGACUAUUUCCUGCAGGAGCUGCAGCAGUGUUUGAAGGAUCCUGAUUGGCUGGCUCAGCUAUUCAUCAAACACGAGCGCAGGCUGCAUAUGUACGUGGUGUACUGCCAGAAUAAGCCCAAGUCCGAGCACGUGGUGUCAGAGUUUGGGGACAGCUACUUUGAGGAGCUCCGGCAGCAGCUAGGGCACCGCCUGCAGCUCAAUGACCUCCUCAUCAAACCAGUGCAGAGGAUCAUGAAAUACCAGCUGUUGCUCAAGGAUUUUCUCAAAUAUUACAGUAGAGCUGGGAUGGAUACUGAAGAGCUGGAGCAAGCUGUGGAGGUCAUGUGCUUUGUACCCAAGCGCUGCAAUGACAUGAUGACCCUGGGGAGACUUCGGGGGUUUGAGGGCAAACUGACUGCUCAGGGGAAGCUCUUGGGCCAGGACACAUUCUGGGUCACAGAGCCUGAGGCUGGCGGUCUGCUCUCCUCCCGGGGUCGAGAGAGACGUGUCUUCCUCUUUGAGCAAAUCAUCAUCUUCAGCGAGGCCCUGGGAGGAGGAGUACGAGGUGGAACGCAGGCUGGAUAUGUGUACAAAAGCAGCAUCAAGGUGAGCUGCCUGGGACUGGAGGGGAACCUCCAAGGUGACCCUUGCCGCUUUGCACUGACCUCCAGAGGGCCAGAGGGUGGGAUCCAGCGCUAUGUCCUACAGACUGCAGAUCCUGCGGUCAGUCAGGCCUGGAUCAAGCAAGUGGCUCAGAUCCUGGAAAGCCAGCGGAACUUUCUCAAUGCAUUGCAGUCACCCAUUGAGUAUCAGAGGAGGGAGAGUCAGACCAACAGCCUGGGGCGGCCAGGAGGGCUUAGGGUGGGGAGUCCUGGGAGAAUCCGGCCUGGAGACCGGGCCCAGGUCAGCACACAAGCACCCAUCAACGGCUCUCUCCCCUCCCUGCUGCUGUUGCCCAAAGGGGAGGUGGCCAGAGCCCCCCUGCCCCUGGACACACAGGCCCUCAGUGACUUCCCCCAAGCUCCUCGUGACUCUCCUCCAGCUCCACCAAUCCCAAAUACCCCUCCCUGCCAAGCCAGACUUGCCAAGCUGGAUGAAGAUGAGCUGUAACUGGUGAAGGCCUGGGGUGGUGCUGGCCCGGCCACCCUAUUUCCCGAGGAACUUCAGGGCAAACCUUCUGGCAUCACCUCAGAAUUCCUUCUUGAUGUGUCUGGAGAGGGGGCAAGGCUGGGAGUGGUGUUGACUUGGAUGAGGAUACCUAGACUCAAAAGGACUUCUUUCUGUUUAAGGAAUGUAGGUUCCUUCAGCUCCCACCCCUUCUGCAUGCAUCACAGGUGCCCCCCCAAAAGGAGGAUGUGUGGGUGGGUGGGAGGGCUGGGGC
Molecule: messenger RNA, 2615 nt
Organism: Herpailurus yagouaroundi (jaguarundi)
Lineage: Eukaryota; Metazoa; Chordata; Mammalia; Carnivora; Felidae
Gene: ARHGEF25
Product: Rho guanine nucleotide exchange factor 25
Exons: 15
Coding region: 551-2344 (597 amino acids)
Biological process (GO): axon guidance
Cellular component (GO): plasma membrane; extrinsic component of membrane; cytoplasm
Molecular function (GO): guanyl-nucleotide exchange factor activity
Source: RefSeq, a predicted model, not a curated record